CUAGUUUUUGGUGAGUGGGAUACUAGAUUGACCAGACCAAUAUAUCAUCAUCGUGGUACUUUGAAACUCAAGUUAUGAUGAUGUCAUGCGUGUUUAAUGUCGUGGAUUUCUCCUCCCAUUAUUCUCCUCAUCUUCAUCUUCAUCUUCAUGCUCAUUCACAGAUUACUCCGCCGUUACUGUCUAAACGUGCCAUCAACAGAUUCUGGAAUUGUAAUAGUGAUUCCAUCAAUCAUCAAACACCUCGUUUCGUCAAAAUGCAAUCAAAUAUAACUUCAAAUUCAAUUCCCACUCCUAUCCACACCUUUGACUCUGAACUCAACAAAAUUCCACAUGUUCUCACUGUUGCCGGUUCCGAUUCCGGUGCCGGUGCCGGUAUCCAGGCUGAUCUCAAAACUUGUUCUGCUCGCCGUGUUUACUGUUCUACUGUUAUCACUGCUGUUACUGCACAGAACACUCUUGGAGUUCAGGGUGUUAACAUUGUGCCUCAUGAUUUUGUUCAACACCAGUUAAACUCUGUGCUCUCUGAUAUCAACGUUGAUGUGGUCAAAACAGGCAUGCUACCCUCUCUAAGUGUGCUGAAGGUCCUUUGUCAGAGUCUUAGGAAAUUUCCCGUCAAAGCUCUUGUGGUUGAUCCUGUGAUGAUAUCUACUAGUGGAGACAUUCUUGCUGGUCCUUCUGUUCUUGAUGGAUUUAGGGAGGAGCUGCUUCCCAUGGCUGAUAUUGUAACCCCAAAUGUUAAAGAGGCAUCAGCUUUGCUUGGUGAUUUGCCAAUUAAGACAGUUUCUGACAUGCGUACUGCUGCAAAAUUGAUACAUGAUUUGGGUCCUAGGAGCGUGCUUGUCAAAGGUGGUGAUCUCCCAAAUUCAUCAGAGGCUAUUGAUAUAUUUUAUGAUGGUCAGGAAUUUUACGAGCUUUCUUCGCCGCGAGUAAAUACUCGCAAUACUCAUGGCACUGGUUGUACUAUGGCAUCAUGCAUAGCAGCAGAGCUGGCAAAAGGUUCAUCAAUGCUUUCAGCGGUUAAGAUAGCUAAACGUUUUGUUGAGGCUGCCUUGGAGUACAGCAGAGACUUGCUUAUUGGAAACGGAGUCCAAGGCCCCUUUGACCAUCUUUUGGCACUUAAGAAUAUCAACCAGAGCUCUUAUAGGCAGGAUAGGUUCAAUCCCAAUGACUUAUUUUUAUAUGCUGUAACGGAUUCAGGAAUGAAUAGAAAGUGGGGUCGUUCUAUUGCUGAAGCAGUCAAGGCUGCUGUAGAAGGUGGUGCAACCAUUGUCCAAUUAAGGGAAAAGGACGCUGAGACAAAGGACUUUGUUGAUGCUGCCAAAGUAUGCCUUAAAAUAUGCCGUUCGUAUGGAGUACCUUUGCUUAUAAAUGACCGUAUAGAUGUAGCCCUUGCUUGUGAUGCGGAUGGUGUUCAUGUUGGUCAGUCUGACAUGCCUGCACGUCUUGCUAGAACUAUCCUUGGUCCUGAAAAGAUAAUUGGAGUAUCAUGCAAGACGCCAGAACAUGCACAUCAAGCAUGGCUCGAUGGUGCUGAUUACAUUGGCAGUGGUGGUGUAUAUCCCACUAAUACAAAGGAAAACAAUCGUACUAUAGGCUUAGAUGGGUUGAAGGAGGUGUGCAAGGCCUCUAAGCUUCCUGUUGUUGCGAUUGGUGGCAUUGGUAUGUCAAAUGCACGUGCUGUAAUGGAACUUGGUGUACCAAGUCUCAAAGGAGUUGCUGUUGUGUCUGCUCUAUUUGAUAGGGAGUGCAUUUUGACUGAGACAAGAAACUUGCAAGCUGUAAUUAGUGAGGCAGCAUUGUUGACGCAAUGAACAUACUGCAAUCAGGGAGGGAUUUAAUUUAAUUAAAGGAGUGGUUGCUGGUUAUAAGAAUCCUGAUUGUUUUCACCUUCAAGGGAAAUACAUUAUUGCAGAAGAUUCUUUGCAGACCAUGCUAAACUUGUAGAUUCAAAUUUUGAAUAAAAUUAAUGUGUGUAAUGCUCAAUACCUGGGAUGGACAAAAUAUAUUUGGUUGUACAUAUAUUUGCCUUUGUUGGGUACAUGCUUGAAUCGUAACAAGAAUGAAUGUUCGGAGACUUCAGUGAAUAUCAUGCAAUUAAAGUAUCUUAUGCUACAA
Messenger RNA from Medicago truncatula (barrel medic), 2115 nucleotides. Its product is annotated as thiamine biosynthetic bifunctional enzyme TH1, chloroplastic. Gene Ontology annotation, cellular component: chloroplast. Gene Ontology annotation, biological process: thiamine biosynthetic process. Bases 75 to 1811 code for a protein of 578 amino acids. The transcript is spliced from 9 exons. Lineage: Eukaryota; Viridiplantae; Streptophyta; Magnoliopsida; Fabales; Fabaceae. The record is from RefSeq and is a predicted model, not a curated record. Gene Ontology annotation, molecular function: thiamine-phosphate diphosphorylase activity; phosphomethylpyrimidine kinase activity; hydroxymethylpyrimidine kinase activity.